GGAGGCGGCGGUGGCGGCGGCUGCGGGCAGCGCGCGGGGCACAGGGCGCGAGGCGAUCGCCGUCGGGGCUUGGGCGGCUGGCAGUGGGCACAGGCUCCCCGGUGCCCGCCCCUCCGCUGGGAGGGGGGCGAGAGCGGGCUGCCGGGGAGGGGCCGGCACCGCAGCGGAAAAAUGAGCCUGCUGUCGGCCAUCGACACGAGCGCCGCCUCGGUGUAUCAACCGGCUCAGCUGCUCAACUGGGUCUACCUGUCGCUGCAGGACACACACCAGGCUAGUGCCUUCGAUGCCUUCCGGCCCGAGCCGCCCGCCGGCGCCGCGCCCCCGGAGCUGGCCUUCGGCAAAGGCCGCCCGGAGCAGCUGGGCUCGCCCCUGCACUCCAGCUAUCUCAACAGCUUCUUCCAGCUGCAGCGCGGAGAGGCGCUGAGCAGCAGUGUGUACAAGAGCGCCUCACCCUAUGGCUCGCUCAACAACAUCGCUGACGGCCUGAGCUCCCUCACUGAGCACUUCUCCGACCUGACACUCACCUCCGAGGCCCGCAAACCCAGCAAGCGGCCCCCGCCCAACUACUUGUGUCACCUGUGCUUCAACAAAGGACACUACAUCAAGGACUGUCCCCAGGCACGCCCCAAAGGCGAGGGCCUGACACCGUACCAGGGCAAAAAGCGCUGCUUUGGAGAGUACAAGUGUCCCAAGUGCAAGAGAAAAUGGAUGAGCGGGAACUCGUGGGCCAACAUGGGGCAGGAGUGCAUCAAAUGCCACAUCAACGUGUACCCGCACAAGCAGAGACCUCUGGAGAAGCCCGAUGGCUUGGACGUGUCUGACCAGAGCAAGGAGCACCCACAGCACCUGUGUGAAAAGUGCAAGGUCCUUGGCUACUACUGCCGCCGCGUGCAGUGACCACUGCUGCCACAGCACCCCGCCAGCCACUGCUUUCCUGUGCCGCUCUGAGGAGCUGCUUGUCCCCUUGC
Castor canadensis (American beaver) is the source of this 968-nucleotide messenger RNA. It is a transcript of the gene Zcchc24, whose product is annotated as zinc finger CCHC-type containing 24. Gene Ontology annotation, molecular function: nucleic acid binding; zinc ion binding. The record is from RefSeq and is a predicted model, not a curated record. Lineage: Eukaryota; Metazoa; Chordata; Mammalia; Rodentia; Castoridae.